UGUAUGUGUGUGUGUGAUACAUGAUUACGGCAGAAAGUCAGCUUAGAGUUGAUCAAACGAAAUGCUUUCGAUUCUAUCCUUUUCUGUUUUAUCUAUUUACUAGUAUAUAUAUAUUUUCUUCAUUUGGUGCAAAUUUCAUCGUGUUGAUUACCUAUCUGUCAUUUCUUAUUAAUUCUUUUAAAAACUUCGUUUUGAGAAAGGAGAACAUCAUAACUCGGCGUUAAAGCAGAGGAUAGUUAGAGUUUGACAGUCACUGGUGUGAGGAGCCUAAGAAGGAGGUGGUGUAAAAAGCCUCGCAUCAUUACAGUCGUCACAGUUUGGGACAUUAUUUUAAGAGGGAAGUGUCACAUCUAUCUCUUCCGAGUCCUUAUCAAUUAACAACGUUGCCUGUUAUAACAAUAAAGUUAUCAAAAUCUCUCUCUCUCUCUCUCUCUCUCUCUCUCUCUCUCUCUCUCCAAAGAUUAUCUAUAAUAGCUGAUUCUUUGUAUUUUCACAUUCUUGAGUGUAUGCAUGCACAUGUAUAGUUAAGUAGUAAUCUUUCCACAAUCCUUGUUUUUAUUUUAUUUUCUUUGCUGAGUCUACUGUUUGCUUGUAAACAAAAGUUACGACACUCUUCAUGUUUAAAAAUCAUUAUUUUCUUAUGUGACUGGAAAACAAUAAAAAAAAAAUCAAAAUAAAUAUGGUUUGUAUUUAAUCUAAUGGAUUUUGGAGAAAUAGGUAAACGUUCCCACAUGUGAUGUAUAAAAUGUCUACGGUAGGUAACUAGGUAGGUAAAACACACAAAUAGUCUACCUACCGCAUGAUUAUUUAUGUAGCAUGAUAAAUAACCGUUAUGUUAAUGUUUGUAGUUGUUAUUGAAGAUUAUUUUAAGGUUUUGGGAGUCAAAAGGUAUUUCAAUUUUACUACCAAAAACAUAUUUUUUCCGUACGGCAUAAUUAUUAUUAUUAUUUUUUUUUUUUUUUGUAUUUGGAACUAGCCUACCACCACUUUGGCAGUUUCUUCUUGUCUUCUAAGAUUCUGAUAGUUUGAUGGUGCAAAAGUGACUGAAAAGGGAAAGAAGACCCUCCUCAAGGUAAGAGGAUGUAUGUGUUUGAAAUGUAGUGACAGCUGGUGUUUGGCGAUGAGCAGUGAGCAGUGGUAGAGGUGGGACUAGGGAGUGUCGAGCAGCUGAGUGCCGCGCCACCAGCCACAACAUGAACCUUGACAACACCAGCGUGGCUCAGCGAAAGUGUUAUUUAGUAUAACACGGGAAUGUAUUCUACCGUACAGGCUGUCUUUGUGCUUGACCUGAGUAACUUCGUGAAUCUGUGUUCCAGUGAAAGUGAGAUAGAACACCACAUCGCCAAAAUAAAGUUAGUGAGCUUAAAGUUGUUGCUAAAUUUUGGCGCGAAAACCGAGCGGGCAUUGGAAGGUGUUCGGUGGUCAUGGAAAUUUUACGAUUCUCGCACCUUCAGGCCGGACACCAGCAGGAGGCAGUUCUUGGACUUUGGAAAGAAGGCUUUUGGUGAAUUUGAAGCCGAACUUACUGAUAAAUAUUGCAAGGUUUUCGACAACCAACAAGAGGAAUGUGAACAAUCUGGGUGUCGACAGCCACACAGCUUUGUCUUGAAGAAGGCUCUGCAGGAGGUGCUGUUGGACUACAACUGGGACGGUCCUGACAUCAGCUCACCUGUUAAGACAAACAGAAGGAAAAAUGGCAAUGUGGGGCCAGUUGUGCCUCCUGCCAGCGGUGGGACGUACAAUGCUGUGGUGGUGGUGGCCAAUGUGCCAAGGGACUCUGAGGCAUCCUGCGAAGGAUCACCUGAAGACUUUUUGGCCAACGUGCUUGACGCCGCGAUGGUCAAAGCCUUCCAGGAGGAUAAGAAAAUAUCACUUAGCCUUUUAGACCUGUGGGAGGAUGCCAGUUGCCCGCUGCCCUCCAAACUCAACACAGAACUUGCUAAGCUGGGUGGCAGCCUGCAUAGCAUAACAAAUUUUAUCCAGACACAGCCCAAGCAAGUGGCCAAGACACAGGCCUUGUCGGCUAGCAUUCCAGAGUGUGGUCAGAAUGGGAUUGCAGUGUCCAGCCAACAAGUGCAGCUGCCAUGGCGGAGUGCCCGGAACAGCAGACCCAGAAAACCUCAGCCCGGCCCAACCCUGGUGUGGGAAGAUACUGCUGGAAUAUCACACCUGAGCAUCCAGCUUCAGGUGCUGGCUGUGUAUGGCAGCUGUUCACGAGCAUGGGGUACUGCGGCAGUGGUGGGAGUUGUACAGACUAACCAGGUGGCUCUGUUGGCACUAGCCCAGGAGACAGCCAGCUUGUACAUGUGUGUGGCUGCUAGUGAGACCUUUGGUGCCAUUGUAACAGUCCUUGCCACACACCAGCUUUCUCUGAUGCUACGGCUUAGUGGUGGCAGCCUGGCAUUGCUUAGUCCUUGGGGAGAGGGGGCAGGGUGUCUGGCUCUUGUGUCUACAUCAGGCUUGGCAGCCCUGGCACCUGAUAUGCCUGACUGCCCUCCCAGCACUCUUCAGUUUGUGUCAGCAGCUGUAAGAAAAUGUCUUAAGAAUGCUGCUCCACACACUGAGCAAGAAUCAACCUCCAGUAAGCGGUGGUUCUCAGCCAGCAUGGUCCAGAGCUGGUUCAGACCAAUUUCCUAUCCAGCUCUCCCUACCCUGCGUGCCAGGAACAAAUUGGCACCACAUCGGAGAGCAAUGUUGGAGAGGCUUCAGAAGAGAUAUCGACCUCAGAUACCCCAGCCACUGGCCACAGGGGAGACAGGCCCACUUGACCUUGUGGACAUCACUCAGCCCCCAGGAGAGUCUCAAUCAUCCCAAGCUACUUUAGCUAAACCCACCAUGACUCGGGCUCAGCAACUACUCAAGAAGAGCCAUAUAGUCACUGCACAACAGAGAGUGAAGGAGCAACUUGCAGAGGAAGAGGAGCGAGUCCAGGCAACAGAGAGGAGAGCAGCCCAGGCCUGUGAACGUGCCCUCAAGAGUCAGGCGCUGGAGACACAGGUCCUAAACACUGUUUCUGAUCCACAGGAUGAAAGAGAGCUGGUCCAGUCUCUGAUGGAUCUACGGGAGACAGCCGGGAUGGAGGCAGACAUCUUCACCACUGCCCAGACCAUUAUCAACCUGGCACUGGUUCAUGUCAAGAACACUGUCACUGCCACUCCUGCUGCAACAACUAUGCAGGAAGGGUUGGACAGAGUAUUGGGGUAUGGUGUGCUGCAGUCAGCUGCCGAGAUUCUCCAUCGUCCACAGCAAGAGACACACAUUCAUCAGUACAAAUUGCAGACUCUGCUACAUCUGGAACUAUUGUGGGUGCUAGGAUACUCAGCAUGCAGCAAGCAAAGUGAAGGGCAAGAAGAGAAGGAAGAAGAAGAGGAAGUAAAUAGAAGGAAGGAGCAUCACGUGGAAGAAGUGAUUAAGCUGCUGAGAGCCAUAUCCCUCCAUCAUGAUCCUUCCAUCAUGGCAAAAUUUCUUCAGGAAACUGUUUUGGAAAACUACCUGGAGACACUGGGGGAGGUGCUACUUGAAGUGUAUGAGGAACUCAACCAGCCACUGCCUCCUCCAUUGCGAGAUAUAGCAGGUGACCUGCAGUCCAUUCAAAGCAACUGGCUUCCUCCAUCUGUCAAAUCACAGGGAAGCUCGACCCAAUAUAGUGAGAGCCCAACUGGCUCAGGGGAAAACCCUGGCUCUAGCCGCUCCAGGGAGGGCAGGCGACAACGCCUUCGGCCACACCCGUCUCUGCAGGAGGCCAACAAGCGCAGCAUUGUGGUGCCUAAGGUUACAAGAGCCAUUAGCCGCACUCUUAGUGAGCAGGUCAGAUCCUCAGGUGGACAGCCUAUCUCCUCUGGUGCUUCUGGAGCUGCUGCAGACUAUAGUGGUGCUCCAGUAAAGAAUGUGUGCAGGAAUCUCUUUGAGCUUGGAGAGACUUCUCAGUCCUUUGCUAAGACCCACCUCCAGAAAAGUAACACCCAGCCCGGACAGAACACUCCUAAGAAGACCUCAGUGUUGGUUUCAAAGAUGCGGCAGCCUCCUCACAUCACCCCUGUUAAGAAGUCCACCUUUAGAUCUACCACUCCUUGUUUUAAAGCAGGAAACAGGUUGAUUAUCCCAGAGACACCAGAGAACAAGAUUGGUUCUACAAUUUUCAACCACAACCGUUGCCAUAAGAGCACAGGCACCACCUGCAUUGGAGAAAGCCCGGACAUUAAGAUGUCUUGCCGUGAGCUGAGUAAGACCACCCCUCGCAGGCUGCGGGCCAGUCUCACUGCUGCUCGUAGAAACUCUUUCUACUCUGGCGCUUCAGGUGCUCGGUCCCGUAACUGGGAGCGAGCCAGAACUCGGUUGCUGGCUGAUCACAUCAAGGGUCAUGCUGAUCGUCGUCUCUCAGACUCUGCUUCUCAGCUCUCUGUAAAUGCUGGCUUCCUCUUCUCAAAUAUUUUGUCUGCCAGUCCAUUCCCCUCUCCUUCAGGCCAGAUGAAAAAUGCACAGCAAACCUCAAAGCAAACAAUAACUCCAGAUAAGAGUGUUUUGGGUUCCAAUCUGAAUAUUGGUGCUGGCAAUGAUUCAGAGAAGAAAGAUGACAAUAGUGUUACAACAAAGGUCACUGUUGGUUCUCCACCUGGUGGUGUCUGUGCUAGAGUGGAGCUUCAAAAUAAGAAUGGGGUGGCAACUUCCAUGGAUCUUGGACACACACCUGUUAAAAGAGUAAGGCGUGUGCUGAUGUUGACCACACCAUCAAAGGCAUGUUUGGGCACCAGCACUUCACCAGAAAGAGAGUAUAACACACCUGGCAGCACUGGCACAGACUUCUCAGGAUUUUCAACACCCAUAAAGAAAUCACUUCCCCUGAUAGACAGAGAGCGUGGGUUUGAGGUUACUGAAACUCCUGCAACCGCCAUGGUCACCGAACUUCAUGACACAGAAUAUGCAGAAGUUCUUCAUACCCCACAAAACAAGAAAGUCCAAUUCACAUUGAAGUUAAGUCCCAAUGCCCCACAGACUCCAAAAAGAAUAGGAACUCCCAAAGGUAUCCUAAAAACUCCCAACAAAACUCCCUUGAAAAGUUCAUAUCACAGUCCAGUAAUUAAUAGCAAAUGUGCUGGCUCUUGGAGAAGAGAGGAUACAGCUGCUACCCCACACAAACGUGGUCCUCAGGAGGAUGUGGUGCACACUAGCAACCCUGUGGUGAAAGUGGGAAAUCUUGUGUCACAUAGUGAACAUGAAUUGGAGUUGCUGUCUCCAUCAAAAACUGUCAGACAACCUCUGGACUCAAUGCAGCAAAGUCCUCCUCUUUCAGAAUACUCCAAGAUGUCUCUCAGAUUAAGGAAUAAUCCACAGAAACCUUCCAUGAGUCCAAAGAAGUCUAAAAUAGUCCUUUAAAAUUAUGCAAAUCCUGGAACAUUCUUUAGUGGUGAUAGAAAACUAGCAAAGCGACUUGAGACUGUGGGUACUGAUUAUAUAGCUGAGUGUGAUGCCCCUGCCAGAGUAGCUGAAGUAGAUGUAUCUUUGUUGCCAGACAUGUCUAUAGAAGACAUAAAUCUAGUAAACUCUCUCAUAUUUGGAACUGUUGAAGUUUCAGAGUGUGAGAUACCAGUAUUGGAGGUAAGUGAGGACAGUUACCUAUUGGAGCAUCUUACCAGUCUGGAUGAUUCUGAGAUUUGUGACAGUGAUGAUGGUGGUAAUGAUGCUCCUUUAUCAUCACCCAAACUUCCAGACCUAGAGGCUACAGUAGCCUUACACUCCACCACAGACACCCUGGAUUUUGGAUGCAUGAGCCCAGUACUUCUCCCUACCCAGAGGGAGUGGUACUACCACAGGGCAGACAGUGGGGGUGGGAUUGCCCAGAUCACCAGUGAGGUGAGGGACUCUGAAACAAACUCUGCAUUUUGUAAUGUCAGCAGCCCAAAGGAGGUUUUGUCAUGUCAAGAUGUGCAAGACGUAGCCAAUUACCCUGACUCUGCACAUGAUUUGUCUGAGGUCAAUGGACCAGUACAUAAUGUGACUCAGUACUCAGGCUCCUCACAUGAUGCUGUUGCAGACACUGACUCCUCAUGUGUGUCGGAGGACACUAAUAUUUCAGUUGAUGUGGUUGUAGAUAUUGACUCCUCACAGGGUAUGGCUGAGAACUGUAGCUCAUUACAGUACGCUGAAGAAGAGGCUGGCUCCUUGCAACAUGAGGAGGAGGAGACUACUUCCUCACAGGGUGUGGAUGAUACUGGUUCAUCUCAGAGUAUGGAUGAAGGUUCUGCUUCAACACAGAGUAUGGAUGAAGAUUCUGUUUCAACACAUGGUGUGAAUAAAGGUUCUGUUUCAACACAGGGUAUGGAUGAAGAUACUAGCUUAUCACAGAGUGUGGAUGAGGACAUUGGCUCCAUACAAAGUGAAGAUGUUACUGGAUCCUCCAAGUGUGUGGAUGAAAAAAGUGAACCUGAGAGUAUACCUGUAAACUGGAAGUCCUCCCAGGAUGUGGAUGAGGAUACUGGCUCCACACAAAGUGAGUAUGUUACUUUCUCUUCCCAGUGUGUGGAAGAAGAAAGUGGAUCUUCUGAGAGUAUGGCUAAGAAUAGAAAGUUUUCUCAUGGUUUGGAUGAGGAUACUGGCUCCACACAAAGUGAGGAUAAGGGCUCUGGCUCCUCCCAGGGUACAGAGGAAGAUACUGACUCUUCCCAGGCCAUGGAUGAAGAUGCACUCUGUUCCCAGAGUAUGGGCUCUAGCUCUUCCCAGGGUACAGAUGAAGGUACUGACUCUUCCCAGAAUGUAGAUAAGGACACUGGCCCAAUACACACAACGGCAGAAGUGGCUCAAGAUGCUGGGUUCUGUGAUGUGCCUGAAGAUAAAGAUUCCUCAAAGAACUUGGAAUAUCUUGGUGAUUCUUCUCAUAUUGUGGCUGAGUGUAAGGCCUCUUUCCACUCUGUGGCUGAGAGUGUUGGCUCAAAUGGUGAUGCUGCCCACACAGACUUUUCAUAUGAUAGAGCAAAGAAUAGAAACAUAAUUUCUGCAUUAAAUACAAUUGAAGGUACUGAUGAUGUGUUCUCCAUGGCUGAAGAUAGGUAUUCUGUGGUUGAUGAGGCUGAAGCCAAUUGUGUUUGUGCUAAUUCUGAGGAUGCCAAGUCCAUGAGUUUUGUGAAACAGAGUGAUGAUCUUAGUUUGACCUUUGAUGCCAGAGAUGAUGGGAGUUCAUCUGCAGAAGAGGAAGACUAUCCUACAUAUUCAAAGUCAGAUCUUAAAACUGUAUCCUGCAAUUUAGAUGAACAACUGUCAGAACCACUAGUCAAAGAAAAAGUGAUCAGGAGAACACCAAGAGUCAAAUAUAAUGAAGAAAGUUUAUAUACAUCAUCCAAGAUGGUUCGUCCUACACAUGAGAGAGCUGUGAAGAAAUGCCAAAAAGGCAAAAGGAGUGUAAGUACUAAUAGUGAGGAGGAACCAAAUCAGACAGUCAAUCAAGAAAAUGUAAGUCGUAGAAGAGUACUUCGAAAAAGGAUCAGGAGACAGGCUGCAGUGCAAGCACGUCGCAAACUUGCUGAUUCCAUACAGGAGAUUAGCAGUGAUGAUGGUGAGAGCCAUGGAUGGGGUCAGCAGAAUUUGAAGAAAAGAAUAUUUGAUAUCUCAACUCCUGAAAAGAUGAAUGUUGGUGAGACAACUCUACCCCUAAAAAAUGUUGAGAACUUGCCUUACUCAUCAAACAAGUCAGGAUAUGUUGAUACUGUUGCAAAAGACACAGAGUCAAUACCAGCAACAAAUGUACAAAAUGCAGAGGAGCGAAGUGAUAUUUUAGAAGGUUAUGUUGAGCAGGAUCAUAAUUUUACUGCAGUUAAUGACUUCACUCCAAAACUGUGCCAACACUCUGAUUCUCCCUCUCUUCAGAGCACCUCACUUCCCAGUGCUAGUAGUGCAAGGGCCAACAGAAGACAACCAGGAAAACAAAGAAAGAAAAGUAAAGGGGUGAAGUUGACUCUUACUCGCAGUGGGGAUCAGUACCAAGUUACUAAGACGCAAAUUUCCCAAGGUAGCUCAGACCCAAAUUCUAGUGGUGAUCUGGAUUUAAAUCUUAGCUGCUCUGAUUUAAAUGACAAUUUGGACUCUUCAAAAUCAUCUGCUCCUGGCUCUUCAGGAAAGAUCAGCAAGAAAAGGGAAUCCUUUACACUGCUAACACCCCACAGAUUCACUCGUCACAUGUCCCGAGACAUUAGUUUAUCACCAGAUGUUUACCAACAAUUAAUUACUCUUUCUCCUCAGAGGCUUGGCAAGAAAGCCCAAAUAGACAGUAACGUGAGUAAGGGAAAGGACUGCAAUAAUUCUGUGGAUCAACCCAUGUAUGCUUCCACUCCGAGGGAUUCUGAAAAGUCUGAGGAGUGGAUAGUACACAACAGGAGUGACUCUCCUUCUACAAAGACUUUUGUUCGCAGACUAAAACGGAAACAUCAGAUUAUUGCUUCGCCUCGUGUGAAAUUGCCUCGCAUGCAACAAACCGAUUCCAUUGGUCAACAAGAAAAACAGGAAGCCGAAUCCACAGAGGACAAGUCUCCACUCUUCUUGAGGAAAAGACGAACAAAUUACUCAAACCCGUCCAUUCAGAGUUUGUUACAUUUGUCCUCGGAUAAGAUUCUGUUGGACCAGAGUCCUAACCUCAGAAAAGAUUCUCCUAAUAAGAAACAGGAAAAUUGUAUAUCUGAAGAAUCUUUAGCAUCACCACCUUCAAAUAAUGUGAAGUUGCGCUCUAGCAGAAGGCUCCUUUAUUCUUCUGUACAGUAAAAUGAGUGUAAGUGUAGAGUCAGUGUGAGAUCAACACUUCACUGCUAGACUGAUUGGUUUAGUUGACGCAGUGUGAAGUGCCUACCUCAAAGGAAGGUAUGUUAAGUGAAAGUAUGUAAAUGAUUCUAACAAAGAAAUUAGUCAAUAAGCAAAUAAGUGUGCUGCCUCUGUCUCAUCAAAGGAAAUUGGCCAGUCGCAUAUCAAAAUUAUGUGCGAAAAAUAAAGGUACCCCAAUGCUUUGCUGAAAACAUAAUUUAUCUGAAUAUGCUAAUUACAUAAUUUAAGAAACUAAUAAGUACAUAUGAAGAAAAUAAAGUAAUAACAAUAUAUAUAUAGCAAUUCCAUUAAUGUUCAAUGAAAAAUGAAUAGAAGAAAUCAUAUAAAUUACUAACAGAAUUGCAUUUUCCAUAACAUGUAUUCAUUUCAUUUGUAUUCAAUAAGAAGCAGAGCAAUGGGCAUUCUUGGGUGAAGGUGUUCCAGAUUGCAAACUUGAUGAAUGGCGUAUUACUAUGAAACAACCACUCACUGAGGCUCAGGACCUUAGUGAGUAUUUGUCAUGUGCUGUGAGAUUCAGUGACCUUAGAUGUUUGACUUUUAUGACAGGAGAGGAUCAGACAAAGGCAGGGAGGAAUUAUUUGCAACAAAGAGAUAAUUGUAUAGAUCUUUGGUCUACAAGAAAGAAGUGAAAGGAUGUGUAUAAGCAUUCAUUUGAUUUUGUGAGAACAGUGAGAUUGUCAUAUCCAUGGAGAUUUAUUUAUUUUCUUUAUAUACUAGGCUGAUAUCCCAUGUUGAUACUAUACAUUUGCACACAUGAAUUAAGAACUGAAAAAUUAUAGGCUUUACCCAUUGAUCCUAUCAUGUCAGAGUGGCACAGCAUACCUGGAUCUCUGCAUCAAUGCCUGACAAUAGAAUAUAAUCUUGUUUCAUCAUAGUGAACUCAUCUUAUCUGGUAAUUGGACCAGGUGUGAGAGAGCCUUCUAUCAAAAACCUGAAGCAUAACUCUGAAUUUAUUCUAGUUAACCAUUUUAUUUGUUCUUUCAUCACAAGCACAAACUUUUUUUUCUUGCAUCUGGUGUUAUCUUACAGUUUUCCAUUCAUGCCAUCCUGGGUAUUCUUUAGCUUUAUACCUCACAAAGGAUCUCAUUAUCUCCCACAAACUCUUCUUAUCUUUAUCACCCAACUCUCCUCCAGUAAUUGUAUCAGUUUUUCACACUUGCUUGUUAUCACUCUUUUUGUAUGCCCUGUCCUAUCCUUACUUGUUCCUGAGAGUGAACCAUCUCAGUGGUACAGGUUGAGUUUCAUCCUAGUUUACAGCCAUUUCUUGAGGAGAGGGAUGGUGUUAUGGCAAGACUUUAUGGACUUCGCUAAGCUAGCUAGCUUAUUGAAUUCUUUAGUCUUUGAAACCUUUAAGUAUGUCCUACAACAUGUGGCUUUUGGAACUACUGUAUGUUAUCCCCACCUUCCUGAAUCAGUGUUAAGAGGUUUAAUUUGUAGACUUGCUUCUUAAGUAAUCAACUUAUUUUUGCCAAUGUUUUUCUUUAAUAGCUAAUUUAAAGCUAUGGACAUCAGCACAAGGACGCUUUGGACAAAUCUAUCCAUCAUAAGUUUAAAGAAUACUAAAUAGGAAUUCAGUUAACAUGCCACACUUCAUGUCACUUGACCUACAAGGAGACAAAGUGGGUACAAAUUUGUGAAGGAGCACCAAGCUAGACUGCAUAUUACUUUUGUGUUCUCAUUGAAUUAGACUUCAUGAAAUUCACUGUAGAUAAUGUGUAUACUAUAUAGGUUUAUAUACAUAUUUUUUUAUUGUUGUAAAUGUAGAUUGGUCAUAUAAUUCUCAAGCUAGCUAGUUUGAGCUUUGAAAAUUACUCUAUAUAAUUAGUAUAUUUAUAUGUGUGUAUGUAUGUAUGUAUCUGCUUAUACCUGUAUAUGUUUAUACUUAAGUGAUAAUUGUGAUGCCAGCUUACUUGCUAUCCAAUGGCUGCCAAGGUAAUAUAGCUGGACCUUUUGGGCUGUGAAAUUGUACAGGCAAGCAGUGUGCAAUAACUGCUGUAGUGAACAUAAGAUUUUUAUUAGGUAGUGUUAUUAUUAAGUUUUAUAUUUCCUUCCAAAUGUGUAUGAAGAGCCGGUGCAAAGAGUUUGUUGCCUUUCUGUGCUGUCUUACAUUUUUGUAUUGUAAAAUUGUUUAUUAGUAUAAAAUAGAAACUGCCAGCUAGUAGUAGUCAGAUUUCCGAUUAUUCAGUCUGGUAUAAACAUCUAGCAACUUCAGUCUCAUCAUAAUGUUGAAUGAGGAAUUUUAUUUAUACAUGUAUAUUAUUUUUUUUUCUUAUUAUUUUUGUACAAAUGUAUGCUGAUUUGCAACUGUGUAUAUAUUGUUUGAAGGAAUUGAAUAGGAGUAAAAAGAAUUCUGUAAUACUUACAAUAAAUUUAAUAGCAACUUUA
Molecule: messenger RNA, 11187 nt
Organism: Portunus trituberculatus (swimming crab)
Lineage: Eukaryota; Metazoa; Arthropoda; Malacostraca; Decapoda; Portunidae
Product: treslin-like
Biological process (GO): regulation of DNA-templated DNA replication initiation; mitotic G2 DNA damage checkpoint signaling; DNA replication
Cellular component (GO): nucleus
Molecular function (GO): chromatin binding
Source: RefSeq, a predicted model, not a curated record